GGGCUCCGUGGGCUUGUCGAAAGCGGCCGGCCGGCGCUCGGAGAACACGGCGUCGUCAUUUUAAAAUGGCGCCAAAGCUUAACCUCGACCAGUGGCUCGCUGGCGUCGUCUGCUGCCAGCCACUUAGCAUUAGCGGCCGCUCUUAGCCACACGUUCGCAACAACUCCCAGUAAAGACGAGCCACGCGUCCGAACCAAACUAUCAAUUCGAACAUUUCGACGCAUACCGAGCUGGAACUUCGAUACAAACAAAAUCAGCAGUUGAAGUUGAAUUGAAUGCGAGCAACCAAUGAACAUGUUAGCACGGGUUGCUAACCCGUUCGGAACGUCGCCAACCGGCGGACUUUUUGAAAAGUACUCGAAACCAUCGCUCCUCAACUAUUGUCACCCUGAGACCCGCAUUUUCUUGUUCUUGCCAAGUCGUGACCCACUUUUACAGACCUUAAGAACUAUAAAGAACAUUUUGAAUUGUUCAGGAGCCUUUGAGAACAUAAGCGUGGUGAAGCUGGAGCUCCUCAGACGCCCCACCAUGAAGAGAAGUCGACACCCCAGCAGCAGCGACGAGUCCGACAAUGCCAGCAAUUCCACCUGCUGGUCCCAGAAUUCAUCUCAGGCCAGGAGAGGACGCAGACAGAAACCUUCUGAGGUCUUCAGGACGGACCUGAUCACCGCCAUGAAGGUGCACGACUCGUACCAGCUCAACCCGGAGGAUUACUACAUCCUGGCCGACCCGUGGCGGCAGGAGUGGGAAAAGGGCGUCCAGGUGCCCGUCAGCCCGCAGUCCAUCCCGGAGCCCGUGGCCCGGGCGCUAACAGAGAAAAGCAAGGAAGUCACGUUCGUCAGACCCAAGAAGCUGAUCCGCACGUCGGCCGCCCAGGCCCUCGGCUACGUGGACAUCCGGACCCUGGCGGAGGGCACGUGUCGCUACGACCUCAACGAGGAAGACGUCGCCUGGCUGCGGGUCGUCAACGAGGAGUUCGCAAAGUUGGCUCUCCCGCCACUGGACGAAUUCGCCACGGAGCGCGCCUUGGAGGAGUUUGAGCGGCGUUGUCAUGACAACAUGACGCACGCUACCGAGACACAGGAGGGCCUGGGCAUCGAGUACGACGAGGACGUGGUGUGCGACGUGUGCCAGUCGCCCGACGGAGAGGACAACAACGAGAUGGUGUUCUGCGACAAGUGCAACAUCUGCGUCCACCAGGCAUGUUACGGCAUACAGAAAGUCCCAAAGGGCAGCUGGUUGUGUCGGAUCUGCGCCCUGGGUAUCCUGCCAAAGUGCCAGUUGUGCCCGAAGAAGGGCGGUGCCAUGAAGCCCACCCGCAGUGGAACCAAGUGGGUCCACGUCAGCUGUGCCUUGUGGAUCCCAGAGGUGAGCAUCGGGAACCCGGAGAAGAUGGAGCCGAUCACCAACGUGUCGCACAUUCCCAGCAACAGGUGGGCGCUCAACUGCUGCCUGUGUAAAGAGAAGAUGGGAGCCUGCAUCCAGUGCUCCGCCAAAAACUGCCGCAUCGCCUUCCACGUGACGUGCGGCCUCCACUCCGGCCUGGAGAUGACCACCAUCCUCACCCAGGACGACGAAGUCAAGUUCAAGUCCUACUGCCCCAAGCACUCGGGCCUCGAGGGCGGCGAUUCUGGGGAGCGAGACUCCAGCGGCGAGGUAGAAAACGAGGAAGGUGUCGGGAGCAAGAAGGGCAAACGGCGAGGAAGGGUUAGAGGGGACGACGAAGAGGACACCGCCGCCCCAGCCCCCGGCCUCGUCUCGUUGUGCCUCGUUCGUCAACGCGACCCGCAGGAAAAGCGCGUCAACAUCCGCAAGAUGAAACUGCAAGAGAUGGAGGAGGUCUUCUACCAGUUUGUGGACACCGAGGAAGUGGGCCGCCACCUCAAGAUGGCGCCCGAGACAGUGGACUUCUUGUACCAGUACUGGAAGCUGAAGCGCAAAGCCAACUUCAACCAGCCGCUGCUCACGCCCAAGAAGGACGAGGAGGACAGCCUGGCCAGACGUGAGCACGAGGUGCUGCUGAGACGCCUGCAGCUCUUCACGCACCUCCGCCAAGACCUGGAGAGGGUCCGCAACCUGACCUACAUGGUGACCCGGCGGGAGAAGAUGAAACGUUCCAUGUGGCGAGUUCAGGAGCAGAUCUUCCAGCACCAAGUCCAGCUCAUAGACCAAGAGCUGCUCAGCAGGAAUCCAUCGGAGCUGGAUCUGCAGAGUCUCUUCUCUAUAGACCGCCUGAACUCUCAAAGGUCCCACACUCGGACCCCAUGGAACCACUCUGAACACAAGACCAAACGACGAUCCAAGCAGGACAAAGGGAAAUCGCGUGAAAGGAAAGGACUCUCUGACUCACCGCCGGUAUCUAAGGAGGACACCAGAACCCUUGAGGCCAAACCCUUGCAGCUCAAUGAGUCGGAUCAGGACCCCCGGGCCCCAAACCAUCCUAACGACAACCUCGUGCUUCGGCACACGAAGUCCCCGAAGCAGGAGGUGACCGCUCAGGAAAGUGUUGGUGUCAAACUGCACAGGAAAACCGCCCGGAUGGAGGCCCCGGUGCCUGAACGGCGGCGAGAAAAACAACAGGAGCACGACGACCGGAAGCGGAAGCGUUGGACUGAAGUUUCAGAGACCUCCGCCGGAGCCCUGAAGGGCCGGUUCGGCUCUAAGGCUCUGGACAAAACCAUUUCCAUCCGGCUGGUAGACAUUAGAUCAUCGGACGCUGGAGAAACCAGAAGAAGGUCCGGAAAUUCUGACGUCAUCAACCACAGUAAGCUAAAGGAUGCCCCUUUGGAUGUUCCCCGGGUGUCCAAUGGGUCCCUGAAAGGCUGGGGGAAGUUCCGGAUCCCAAAGCGCAGCGAGAAGAACGAGCCGGAACAAAGCAAACAAUUGCUGCGGCCGCUCACCUACACGCUUCCGCCGGGGCCCCAGCACCCUAGGACCAGGCUUCGUACGGGGGCCGAGAACGAGGGCGGCGGCCCUGAGGUGCUGGACCAGCCCUGCUUGAAACGAUGCCACACGCACCAGCUGAGGGGCGACGCUUCCCUGAGCCGACGCUACGGCUCCGACAUCAUCCGGCGUGGCGUCCUAGCGUCCUGACCAGGCGGGGUUGGGGGGGAAUGACCCCUUAAUCUUUUUAGUUUUCUGGACAAAUCUGAAAAAACGUCUGACUAGAGCUGAUAUUUAUUUUUUACAUGUAACAUAAACUGGGAAAUAUUAGACUUAAUUUGAGACACUUUUCAUGUUCUGCCGCCGCCCCCCGAGGGACCACAAGCUGUCAUGAAUUAUUAUUAUUUGUUUAAGUUGUAAAGGGAUGGAACAUUUCCAGGAAACUUCUGAAAGGUUUCUGAAUAAUGGGAAGUUAAAAUCGGGAAAUUUGGAAAUAUGUCCAAUUGGAAACUUUCCCUGAGUAGAUGAUCAUAUUCAAACAUCCAGCAGUAUCUUAAUUAUUACUUCAAAACUUUUUCAGUUUGAGCACUGGUGUAUCGGAAGCUCGCUCGCAACUUAAAAUUUGCAGCAAAAAAUGGACCGGGCGUAGAGUCGUAACGUUUUUCAAUUCCUGGUUUAUUCCCAUGGAAAGUUUCCAACUUUUAAAAUUCCUGUUGAAAGUUUCCAACCCUAGUCGGAAGUAUUGUGUUUUGCACGACGCAGGAAGUAACAGCGGCCUUUUUACGAUUGGCAUUUAGGAGAAGUUGGAUUUUCGCCGUUAGCACUUAAGUGUCGUUGAAUUAGCACCUGUGCCACGUGCCUCACUUAGUUCAAUCGUUUGCACUACGACGGGCCGGCCAGUUAUUUUUACACUGAAGACAACAAAAAUAUUUUCUAUCCUUGGCCGCUGCUGUACUAUCGUUAUGCAAAAAUCGUUCUUGUUUUGGUUGUCUUUUGUCUGAAAGACAAAAUAAAAAAAUAUCUGGAGGAACGACA
Messenger RNA from Phyllopteryx taeniolatus (common seadragon), 3918 nucleotides. RefSeq names its product jade family PHD finger 1 (gene jade1). The coding region runs from base 289 to 3093 and encodes 934 amino acids. The record is from RefSeq and is a predicted model, not a curated record. The transcript has 10 exons. Gene Ontology annotation, biological process: regulation of transcription by RNA polymerase II. NCBI's taxonomy places the organism in Eukaryota, Metazoa, Chordata, Actinopteri, Syngnathiformes, Syngnathidae. Gene Ontology annotation, cellular component: histone acetyltransferase complex.